Molecule: messenger RNA, 2297 nt
Organism: Diorhabda carinulata
Lineage: Eukaryota; Metazoa; Arthropoda; Insecta; Coleoptera; Chrysomelidae
Product: protein PIF-like
Exons: 4
Coding region: 235-2250 (671 amino acids)
Source: RefSeq, a predicted model, not a curated record
UGAUGAUUAUCAAAUACUCCAAUUAAUAUUUACAUUUAUUAGUUAUCUAUCUAUUUUGGUCCUGGUUUCGUCUAAGUGAUUCUUAAUUAGCAUUAUGUUUCUAGAUAGAUAAAAUUGUACAAUAGAUUUUCUGAUUAUCUCAUUAUUUGGUGUUCAUCAAAAAAGUGGAGAUAAUGAUCAUUGAAACUAGUAUAAAUGACUGUUAAUUCUGAGUUGAAAUCAUAGUAUAGCAGAAUGUACAUCAAACUAGUCUUCGCAGCUCUACUUGUAUGUGUACUGUACAACAGUGCCUACAGUAGAUCGAUUAAUUAUGAUGGUUCCAAAAAUGAUGACAAAUCACUUGAUACAAGUGCAAAGCAUGGAAGACGAAGCUUAAGCUUAACUUUGAACGAUCGCCGAAGACAUAAAGACGAUGAUGAUAAUGAUGAUGACGAUGAUGAUGAUUUCCCUCCACUAAAAGUAAGUGGCCGCAGAGAUGAUGAUGACGACGAUGAUGAUGAUGAUGAUUUCCCUCCACCAAAAGUAAGUGGACGUAGAGACGAUGAUGAUGACGACGAUGAUGAUGAUGAUGAUUUCCCACCACCAAAAGUAAGUGGACGUAGAGACGAUGAUGACGACGACGAUGAUGAUGAUGAUUUCCCACCACCAAAAGUAAGUGGACGUAGAGACGAUGAUGACGACGACGAUGAUGAUGAUGAUUUCCCACCACCAAAAGUAAGUGGCCGCAGAGACGAUGAUGACGACGACGAUGAUGAUGAUGAUUUCCCUCCACCAAAAGUAAGUGGACGUAGAGACGAUGAUGACGACGACGACGAUGAUGAUGAUUUCCCUCCACCAAAAGUAAGUGGACGUAGAGACGAUGAUGACGACGACGAUGAUGAUGAUGAUGAUUUCCCACCACCAAAAGUAAGUGGACGUAGAGACGAUGACGACGACGAUGAUGAUGAUGAUUUUCCACCACCAAAAGUAAGUGGCCGCAGAGACGAUGGUGAUGACGACGACGAUGAUGAUGAUUUCCCUCCACCAAAAGUAAGUGGACGUAGAGACGAUGAUGACGACGAUGAUGAUGAUGAUUUCCCACCACCAAAAGUAAGUGGACGUAGAGACGAUGAUGAUGACGACGAUGAUGAUGAUGAUGAUGAUUUCCCACCACCAAAAGUAAGUGGACGUAGAGACGAUGAUGAUGACGACGAUGAUGAUGAUGAUGAUUUCCCACCACCAAAAGUAAGUGGACGUAGAGACGAUGAUGACGACGACGAUGAUGAUGAUGAUUUCCCUCCACCAAAAGUAAGUGGACGUAGAGACGAUGAUGACGACGACGACGAUGAUGAUGAUUUCCCUCCACCAAAAGUAAGUGGACGUAGAGACGAUGAUGACGACGACGAUGAUGAUGAUGAUUUCCCACCACCAAAAGUAAGUGGACGUAGAGACGAUGACGACGACGAUGAUGAUGAUGAUUUUCCACCACCAAAAGUAAGUGGACGUAGAGACGAUGAUGAUGACGACGAUGAUGAUGAUGAUGAUUUCCCACCACCAAAAGUAAGUGGACGUAGAGACGAUGAUGACGACGACGAUGAUGAUGAUGUUUUCCCUCCACCAAAAGUAAGUGGACGUAGAGACGAUGAUGACGACGACGACGAUGAUGAUGAUUUCCCUCCACCAAAAGUAAGUGGACGUAGAGACGAUGAUGACGACGACGAUGAUGAUGAUGAUUUCCCACCACCAAAAGUAAGUGGACGUAGAGACGAUGACGACGACGAUGAUGAUGAUGAUUUUCCACCACCAAAAGUAAGUGGCCGCAGAGACGAUGGUGAUGACGACGACGAUGAUGAUGAUUUCCCUCCACCAAAAGUAAGUGGACGUAGAGACGAUGAUGACGACGAUGAUGAUGAUGAUGAUUUCCCACCACCAAAAGUAAGUGGACGUAGAGACGAUGAUGAUGACGACGAUGAUGAUGAUGAUUUCCCACCACCAAAAGUAAGUGGACGUAGAGACGAUGAUGAUGACGACGAUGAUGAUGAUGAUUUCCCACCCCCAAAAGUAAGUGGACGUAGAGACGAUGAUGAUGACGACGAUGAUGAUGAUGAUUUCCCACCACCAAAAGUAAGUGGACGUAGAGACGAUGAUGAUGACGACGAUGAUGAUGAUGAUUUCCCACCACCAAAAGUAAGUGGCCGCAGAGACGAUGAUGAUGACGACGAUGAUGAUGAUGAUUUCCCUCCACCUAGAAAAACUGAUGACAGAUACUAAAAUGUUAUUGUAAUCAAUAGUAGAACGUAAUAUAUUAGUAAUUUUUA